This is a messenger RNA of Cryptosporidium ubiquitum, 405 nucleotides long. RefSeq lists its product as uncharacterized. Bases 1 to 405 code for a protein of 134 amino acids. The transcript is spliced from 3 exons. Lineage: Eukaryota; Apicomplexa; Conoidasida; Eucoccidiorida; Cryptosporidiidae. The record is from RefSeq and is a predicted model, not a curated record. Gene Ontology annotation, biological process: cellular response to nitrogen starvation.
AUGAGUUCACUGAAAGAAAAGGUUCAAUUUGAUAAAAGAGCAGCCGAGGCUCUAAGCAUUAGAGCAAAGUAUCCAAAUAGAAUACCGGUAAUUUGCGAAAGAUCUUCAAGAAGUGAUCUUCCUGAAAUUGAAAAGAAAAAGUUUUUGGUCCCAAUGAACAUGCUGGUUGGCGAAUUUAAGUAUAUAAUUCACAAGCACAUUACCCAAUCUUCGAAUACUCAGAAUAGCGGUAUUAAAAUACCCGUACCAUAUGAGAAAACUAUAUAUUUAUUUGUGAACAAUACAAUACCCAAGGCCGGGUCAUUAAUGCAAGAAGUAUACGAACAAUACGUUUCAGAUGACGGGUUCCUAUAUGUAGAAUACAGCUCAGAGAAUGCAUUUGGUGGAUAUUCUUCCGUAGUCUAG